This is a messenger RNA of Cynara cardunculus var. scolymus (artichoke), 669 nucleotides long. RefSeq lists its product as uncharacterized. The transcript has 2 exons. The record is from RefSeq and is a predicted model, not a curated record. Lineage: Eukaryota; Viridiplantae; Streptophyta; Magnoliopsida; Asterales; Asteraceae. The coding region runs from base 1 to 669 and encodes 222 amino acids.
AUGGAAGAUGUGAACCAACGGUUCAAUAUUAGCAUCUCCUACUACCAAGCAUGGCGAGCAAAGAUGUAUGCCUUGCAACUGUUGAGGGGAACCCCAGAAUCGUCGUUUAACCUACUCCCGGUUUAUUGUCACAAUCUGAAGCUAGCAAAUCCGGGGACUGUGAUAAAGAUCGCUCUUGAUCCACUUGGACGAUUCGACAUGUUGUUUGUCGCACUCGAUUGUUCGAUUCGAUCGUUUCUAGGACACAUGAGACCACUUCUUAUAAUGGACGGUGCCCAUCUGAAGGGGCCGUAUGUUGGCACCAUGUUCUUAGCGGUCGACAUGGAUGGAAACAAUGGUAUCGUACCUAUUGCAAUGGGAGUGGGGAAGACAGAAAGUUGCCCGUCAUGGACAUGGUUUUUACGUAAGCUUAGGCAGUGUAUUGGUGAUGUGCCCAAUUUAACAUUCGUCACCGAUAGGGCUGCCUCUAUCGACCUGGCCAUACGAACUAUAUUUCCUUUUGCGCACCAUGGACUUUGUUGUAGGCAUCUGAGCCAGAACCUCCGCCUAAACUCCACUAAAGAGAAAAGGAAACAGUGGAUGUUCUGGGAGGCAUGCAAAGCUUACCGGUUGUCAGACUUUGAAGCUACUAUGGAUUUGAUGCGGUACAGUCUACCUAGAGCCGCUUAA